Cuscuta campestris is the source of this 1226-nucleotide messenger RNA. The record is from the annotation of a GenBank genome assembly. Lineage: Eukaryota; Viridiplantae; Streptophyta; Magnoliopsida; Solanales; Convolvulaceae.
AUCAAAGCUUGUUGUUGAGCAUUCCCUUGAGGCCAUACAACACACUUCCCCUUUUCCUUCCUUUCCAUCCCCUUGCCUUUCUCGCCCUUGCUAUCAUGUCAAACACAUCCAACAACCUUUCCAACGAAGAACUUCUAGCUACCAAUGCCGCCCUCAAAGCCCAAGUUGACUACUUGGCAAAACAAGUUGCCGAACUCACCAAGCUCAAGAUGAACAUGGUGAACACCCCGGAGGAAAGCGAUGAAGAAGAAGAGGUUCCUCUCGAGGAUAACUCUAGUAACACCGCUAGAGGAGAGAAUUAUGAACGAGGAAAAGAUGUGCCCGAGGAAAAGAAAGAACUCUACAAGGAUGAUGAAGAUUUCAAGGAGAUGUAUGCCCAAUGCUUAUCUCGGCCCCAUGGAGAUUACCUAAUCAAAGAUGGUAACCUCUUUCGUGGUAAUCAACUGUGCAUCCCGAGGAGCAGCGUUCGUGAAACCCUGAUAGACGAGUCCUACACUGCACGAAGCCAAAUUGCCCAAAAAAAUUUACGGAAUGCUUAAAUUCCAUGGAGCUUAUUCGGCUGCCACGUCCAAAUUCCAAACCAAUGAACCACGAAUGCAAAAAAUAUGUGAUCGGGCUACUUAAGCCAAACCCCAGGUGUUCCUUAUUCAUGUUUUAAUUUUUUGUUUAAUUACUUCUUUUAUUGUUAGUGUUGUGUUUCAAUUUUUGAAUGCUUCGUAUUUGUUAAAAGUAGUACUUUGAAUUUAGGUUAUACUCUCUUCGUCACUAAAAGAUUACCACAAUUUUAAUUUUUUAGUCUAAUUGUGGUACUAUUAAAUAUAACUUAAAAUAAUUAAAUAUUAUAAAAAUUUGAUAUUUUACAACUAUAUUUUAAAAUAAAUUAAAUUUUACAAAAUUUAUUAAAUAUACCUUUUCCAUAAUUCACGGUCAAAGACUGACCCAGUUUGACUAAAAAACUUAAACUGUGGUAAUCUUUUAGGGAUAGAGGGAGUAUUAGAGUUAAAUUACAACAAAUUGUUACAGAGUAUUUGUUUCAUCAAUGAUUUAUUUAUACUGUUGCAAAUUAGAAAUUCUUGAGAUGGACAAAUUUUUUAUUAGACAACUAAAUACUCCCUCCGUCCUAAAAUUAAUUUCCCAUUUUGACUUUUGUAGUCAAAGUUUUUAAACUUUGACUGCAUAUUACGGAAAAAAUAUACUCCCUCCGUCCAUAAAAGAACUUCCCGGUU